AUGACUCCCGUCACGCCGUCCUCAGAUGUCAGCCCGCUGUCAGCCGAGCCAACAACCACCGCCGCUCUCUCGCACGCCCAGUACGCCCGCGCCGGCGAUGCCUUUGCCCUCAACCUCGGCACCCUGCCCGACGCCAGCAACUUCCUGCUGAAGACGAGCCUCAAGUCGCCGCACAUGCCGCUGGACUCGCCCGCCUGCUUCCCCUUCUCGCCCAUGAGCAACACCUUCCUCAACGGUUCCGGCAACUACAAGAAGCGCUCGCGCAACAUGUCCACCACCUCGAGCGCCGAGCGGGACUUCCACUCCGCCGCCGACUCGCACCCCACCCCGCAUCACCACUCGGCCUUUGCCAACGGCUCCUCCAACGGCGCCUCCGACCUCCAGAGCUCCAACGCGAAGAAGCGCCCCAGCGACGGCACCAUCGACUACCCGCGCAGACGCGCCACCAUUGCGUGCGAAAUAUGCCGCUCGCGCAAGAGCCGCUGCGACGGCAACCGCCCAAAAUGCAGGCUCUGUACUGAACUCAACGCCGAGUGUGUCUACCGCGAGCCGGGCAUCAAGCUCGAUGCCGGCGACAAGCUGAUCCUCGAGCACCUGGACCGCAUCGAGGGCUUGUUGCGCACCAACAUGACCCCUCAGCAACCCAGCAGCAUCUUCGGCGGCCUUGGCCCCUCAGGCUCGCCGGCCGCCAGCAACAGCACCAGCGAAGACGUACUGAUGCGCCAAGGACCUGGCGCUGCCAUGGGAAUGCUGCCCUUCAACGGACUCGGGACGUGGUCGGCCUCCCUGUCCAACAUCUCGACCAUGCCCAAGAUCCACACCACCCCGGCCUUGCACCUGCUGCAGUGGCCGAUGAUCCGGGACCUGGUGUCGCGGCCCUACGACCCCCAAGUGCUGCUCCAACUGGAGAUGUCCCGCGAGCCGCUGCACUUGAACUCUUCACAGCGCCUCGAUUUGUCCAACACCAACAUCUACGUCCACGCAUUCUUCGACAGAGUCAACGUGUGGUAUGCCUGCGUCAACCCGUACAACUGGCACUCGUAUUACCGCAUUGCUCUCUCGAACGGCUUCCGUGAGGGUCCCGAGAGUUGCAUUGUCCUACUCGUGCUUGCUCUGGGCGCCGCGAGCAAUGCGGGCAGCAUAUCGCAACAGCCGCGAGAUAAGGACCCACCGGGCAUGUCUUACUUUGCUGCCGCAUGGGCCUUGCUUCCCAACUUGAUGACCAGGAACAACACCAUUGCAGCGCAAUGCCACAUCCUGGCUUCCGCAUAUCUCUUCUACAUCGUCAGGCCGCUUGAGGCUUGGAACCUGCUGACGAACACGAGCCUGAAGCUCCAGUUGUUGCUCAGUGCGCCAGGAAGAGUACCGCCGCAGGCCAAGGAAAUGAGCGAGAGAGUCUACUGGAACACGCUGCUCUUUGAAAGUGACUUGCUUGCUGAGCUCGACCUUCCCCAUUCGGGCAUCGUCCAGUUCGAGGAAACCGUGGGCCUACCCGGAGGUUUUGAAGACGAGGGUGACGAGCCGGCCGCUGGCCGCGACGAGCUGUGGUACUUUUUGGCGGAAAUAGCGCUUCGCCGGCUUCUCAACCGCGUCAGCCACCUCAUCUACACCAAAACGUCGACCAACGCGUCCAUCGCAUCAUUGGAGCCCUUGGUUGCCGAGCUCGACUUCCAGCUCACACAGUGGUAUGAGGGCCUGCCCCUUCCGGUGCAGUUCCCGCACAGCAGGGUGCCACUGUCGAAUCCCGUCCAGACGGUGCUGCGUUUGCGAUACUUUGCAUGCAGGACCAUUAUUUUCCGGCCAUACAUCCUCGCGGUGUUGAAUGACGAGUCGGCCGCUAUGGAUCUGGUGGUGCAGGAGAAUUGUCGACGAUGCCUGGAAGCCUGCAUCCGCCAAUUGGAGCACAUCUCCGCACAUCAUUCCGGCCACCUUCCCUAUCUGUGGCAAGGCGCACUAUCAAUCGUGUCGCAAACCCUGCUCGUCAUGGGUGCGACUAUGUCGCCGUCGCUCUCGGCACUUCUGCCGCCGCCACCAGCCAUGGACGCCAUCAUAAACGACGUGGUAGUUGAGAUUGAGCGCUACGCCCAUCUGGCGCCUAGCCUCCGCUUGUCGGCCGAGAUCAUUCGCGAAGCUGAAGAACGACGCCAAAUGUUUCUACGAUCUGCGGGUUUGAAGGUUUGA
Molecule: messenger RNA, 2181 nt
Organism: Diplodia corticola
Lineage: Eukaryota; Fungi; Ascomycota; Dothideomycetes; Botryosphaeriales; Botryosphaeriaceae
Product: c6 finger domain protein
Exons: 6
Coding region: 1-2181 (726 amino acids)
Biological process (GO): regulation of DNA-templated transcription
Molecular function (GO): zinc ion binding; DNA-binding transcription factor activity, RNA polymerase II-specific
Source: RefSeq, a predicted model, not a curated record